Molecule: messenger RNA, 2712 nt
Organism: Sinocyclocheilus grahami
Lineage: Eukaryota; Metazoa; Chordata; Actinopteri; Cypriniformes; Cyprinidae
Product: phospholipase A1 member A-like
Exons: 12
Coding region: 906-2306 (466 amino acids)
Biological process (GO): lipid catabolic process
Molecular function (GO): glycerophospholipid phospholipase A1 activity
Source: RefSeq, a predicted model, not a curated record
GCGCUCGUUCGCUGGUGUGGACGCUAAUCUUUAUAGUUAUCGUUCUUGGUAUAUUUAUAUUGUAUAAAUAUAGUCGCGACGGGCUACUUUAAGUUUUGGACAUGUUAAAACGACAAAGAAACGAAUGAAUGAGAAAAAGAGCUGAAAACGGCUCGAUAUUAAAAUGAGUUAAGCUCAACAAGCCGCUAAAAGAGCAGCCAUCUUUUCCGUCCUGGCACGUAGGCCUAUUCACGUAAACACAUCAAUAUCAUUGUAUAAUGCUCAGAUUUUUCUGGUACCAUUUACAAAGUAAAGCAACAGCACUUUUGCAAAAGAUAGCCCUAUAUGGGGGAGUCUAAACCUGAACAAACAAACAGUUGAUGAUAAUGUCUUUCAAGUGGGGCCAAUUGAUUGUGUUAAUUUCACUUCAAUCCAGCUAAAACUCGUCUGAGAGUUUUGGCUCAACACUGUGCCAAAGAGGCCAGAGUCCGGCCUCUGGACAAACAAUCAAACAUUUAAUCUGUGAGGUCAUAGGUUCACCACCAGCUGCAGACCAGUGGACAGAUCAUUUGUUUUUCAUUGUUGUAGUAGUCAAAGCCCAGAAAGAUUCUCCACUAGCUGCACAAGGUAUCACAGGAUGGAAGCUGGGAAUUAAUGCCUCUUAUGCUGACAUGGUUUAUAACAGCACACCAGGAAUGGAAGGAAAAACCAUUCAUCUCGCUUAAUCGGAUAUUGAAGCAUUUUUCUCAGAACAAAGCAUUGUGUAACAGAUUGUGGCUGGAUAUUAAGUGGAUUCCAGGCUUCUUAGGACAACUAACUGAAGAAAAGGUACAAAAUGCAUUGAAAGCACGCAGAAAGAGAAAGAAUGAUUUUGAACCCAGUGAAGAAACUAACCAGCAGAAACAUCUCACUCAGCUGAUUUCAUCAUGUUGAUCAGUAAAGCCAUGGCUUGGAAAUGGAUCAAGACUUUUGUUUAUUUGUCAAUGUGCAUCACCUCUGCUGUGGGUAACGAGGAAACAUCCCCAAAGUGUGCCGACUUCAACAACACCACUUGGCUGGAAUACAGGCAGGGCACCAAGCUCCAGGUUCAGUACCUUCUUCUUACACGAAAGAAUGCAGACUGCGCCAGCCUCUUCACACAGGACUGCCUCAACCAUACUCCGAAACACACGGCUUACUUCAACUCAUCCCUCCCCACUAAAGUCAUUGUUCAUGGAUACAGGGCUCUGGGCAGUAAGCCUUCCUGGGUGAGUGGCUUAGCCCAGGCUCUACUGCGGGAAGAGGACGUGAACGUUCUGGUGGUGGACUGGGUCUAUGGAGCCUCCUUUGCUUAUAACCUGGUGGUAGAGAACUACAAGGAGGUGGCAGUGCAGAUAUCAGUGCUUAUCAAUCAGCUUACGAAAUAUGGAAGCACGCUGGAAUCUUUUCAUUUCAUUGGUGUGAGUCUUGGAGCACAUGUGUCUGGAUUUGUAGGGACCCUAUUUGAAGGCAAGCUGGGUCGAAUUACAGGUCUGGACCCAGCAGGCCCAAUGUUCAAGAGUGCUGAUCCAUUUGACCGUCUGGAUUCAUCUGAUGCUUUGUUUGUUGAGGCCAUACACACUGACUCUGACUACUUUGGUAUAUCUAUUCCUGUUGGGCAUGUGGACUUCUUCUUAAAUGGCGGAAUGGACCAAGCUGGUUGUGCACGCUCAAGGUUUGCUUCAAUUUUUAUCUACUUUCCAGUGUAUGGUUAUGUCAUUUGUGACCACAUGAGGGCACUGCACGUCUACAUGAGCGCCCUGAACAGCUCCUGUUCCCUUAUUGGUUUCCCCUGCCCCAGUUAUGAGGGCUUCCUGGCAGGAAAAUGCGUCACCUGCGAGGGCCCCUUCAAUGGCACAUGCCCGCAAAUAGGCUUGUUAAAAAAUAGUGGGAUAACAGCUAAUCCCCUGCCAAAUCAAGAGAAGGCCUAUCUCCUGACCACUGCUACGGCUCCUUAUUGUGCGCAUCACAUCCUAGUGGAAUUGAAGGUUUCCCCUUUAGACAAGACUGCUGAUGUUCAGCUCACCCUGAUCUCUGUGGGACACCCAGAGACAGAGCUGAAACUCAAACUAAAUACAGAUGAAUUGGUGCAUAAAAAGGUGGCUGCACACCCAGAGCAACUGUGUAAAAUUGACUCCGUGCAGAUGAAAAACACAGGAGCACGAUUCUACAGACAAGGAGAUAUUCAUUUUGAGUAUAUCUGCAUCUCUGAAGUCCCUCGAACCAGAGGGCUGGAUCCAUUAUGUGUGAAGAACAUUAAUAUUGGACGGGGAGUGCCAUGGUCACACGACUUUGUACAGUUGUGCUAAAUUAAAAGAACAACACAAAAUCUACUUAAGAGAGCUUGUACAGAGUGUUAGUGAAAUAUCAGCCAAGAGGAAUCAAGUCAGUCAUUCAACACUCAGUAGUUCUUUUGUGUGUUGAAAGUAUUGGUUCAUUAUCAAUGAUUAAAAUGUUUGGAGUGGUGCAAUACUCAAGGUACUUUUCAUUAUUUUGGCACUCUUGAUUAGCAUCUCUAACUGCAUAGGGCAUUCUUGAUAUUAAAUAUUCAAAUCUGUUCAUUUACAAUUAGUGAUAAGUCACAUUUUGAACCCAGCACUUAACAAUUGGCCCCAUGAAAAUACAUUUUCAUCAAAUGGUCAGUGUACAGUCUCAGAAAAUGAUGCUGAAGCAUGUACUAACUUCCUAUUAUGAUAAAGCACACACUUUUGUAAU